Molecule: messenger RNA, 14754 nt
Organism: Oncorhynchus mykiss (rainbow trout)
Lineage: Eukaryota; Metazoa; Chordata; Actinopteri; Salmoniformes; Salmonidae
Source: RefSeq, a predicted model, not a curated record
AGUCAGUAAACGGUGUUGGAUGUGGGUUUUGAGUCUCCCUGCAACGUACAAUACUACACUUGUCAACCAGAACAGUAAGGAGAAGCAAGACAUGACAUGAUUGAUGACUGAUGUCAACUGCUUUUGAACAAACUAGCAACAAUUUGGACAUCAGCACUACAGUGAUCAACGUGCUAAUGAUCAUAGGAAGAGCAGUGUGGCCAAUAAAGGAAUGGCAAUAACAAAGAAUGGGCUGAGUGUCCUUGUUCUCCUGGUGACAUGCUCUGUUUUGGAAACACGGGAAUUCAUUGAGAUUUCAAGCCUUUUUUCACAGGGAUUCAACACAGAGUACAACCCACAUCUGUCACAUGUUAGGGAAAAAAGAGCAGUGUUAUCCAAUCGCUGGAACUACAUAAUUGAUGUUGAAGUGAACGUGUCAGACAUCAAAACAAUAGAGCAAAUUAAGUCAGCUGUGAAUUCAACAAGUCUUCCCCUCACUAUCAACAACUCCACUGAAAUCUCUGCUGUAGACAUCACUACUGUGUGCUACCCAUAUGGUACUGGAUUCCAGUGCAGAUGUGAGGACCAGUAUCGUUGGUCAUAUAACAACUGUGUCACAUAUGGAUCCUGUGAUGACAUCACUGGUGACACAUGUGGAUGUAUCAAUGCCAAUCCAGCAGAUGGACAGUACUGCCAGCCAUACACAAAACCUGUAACUCUUCUGGAGUACUUUGUGGAAGUUGAGGUCAAUGUCAAUGACUUAAAAGCCAUAGACGAACCGAAGAACCUUCUGAAAAACCUCAGUUUACCAUUCGCACUUAGUAGCAUGAUCAACAUCACUGAUAUCAACAUUACUACAGUGUGCUACCCAAAUGGAACUGGAUUCCAGUGCAGAUGUGAGGACCAGUAUCGUUGGUCGUGUAACAAUUGCGCCAUCUAUGGGGCAUGUGAAGAAAAUACAGAUAAACCCUGUAGCUGUAUUAAUGCAAUUCCUUCUGAUGGAGAGUACUGCCAGUCGGUUCAAAACCCAAAUUUUACAGCAUGUCCAACCACAACAGCCUCUCCUUCAACAGUUCCAACAGUACCACCAACUCUCUAUGAGUACAUGAUUGAAAUUGAAGUGAACACCACAGACGUUACAGUGAUAGAUCAACUGAGAGCCAUUCUGAGAAAUGCUAUUUACCCUGUCAGAAUCAAUAAUCUGAAUCAAAUCACUGGUGUUAACAUGUCUACAGUUUGCUUCCCAAAUGGUACUGGAUUCCAGUGCAGAUGUGAGGACCAGUAUCGUUGGUCAUGUGACCAGUGUGUCUUUUACGGGAAAUGUGAUGACAUCACAUCUGACACGUGUGGAUGUAUCAAUGCCAUUCCUACAGAUGGACAGUACUGCCAGUCUGUUCUCCACCAAAACUUUACAGCAUGUCCAACAACAACAGCCUCUCCUACAACAGUUCCAACAGUACCACCAACUCUCUAUGAGUACAUGAUUGAAAUUGAACUGAACACCACAGACGUUACAGUGAUAGAUCAACUGAGAGCCAUUCUGAGAAAUGCUAUUUACCCUGUCAGAAUCAAUAAUCUGAAUCAAAUCACUGGUGUUAACAUGUCUACAGUUUGCUUCCCAAAUGGUACUGGAUUCCAGUGCAGAUGUGAGGACCAGUAUCGUUGGUCAUGUGACCAGUGUGUCUCUUUUGGGAAUUGUGAUGACAUCACAUCUGACACGUGUGGAUGUAUCAAUGCCAUUCCUCCAGAUGGACAGUACUGCCAGUCUGUUCUCCACCAAAACUUUACAGCAUGUCCAACAACAACAGCCUCUCCGACAACAGUUCCAACAGUACCACCAACUCUCUAUGAGUACAUGAUGGAAAUUGAACUGAACACCACAGACGUCACAGUGAUAGAUCAACUGAGAGCCAUUCUGAGAAAUGCUAUUUACCCUGUCAGAAUCAAUAAUCUGACACAAAUCACUGGUGUUAACAUGUCUACAGUUUGCUUCCCAAAUGCUACUGGAUUCCAGUGCAGAUGUGAGGACCAGUAUCGUUGGUCAUGUGACCAGUGUGUCUCUUUUGGGAAUUGUGAUGACAUCACAUCUGACACGUGUGGAUGUAUCAAUGCCAUUCCUCCAGAUGGAGAGUACUGCCAGUCUGUUCUCCACCAAAACUUCACAGCAUGUCCAACAACAACAGCCUCUCCUACAACAGUUCCAACAGUACCACCAACUCUCUAUGAGUACAUGAUGGAAAUUGAAGUGAACACCACAGACGUUACAGUGAUAGAUCAACUGAGAGCCAUUCUGAGAAAUGCUAUUUACCCUGUCAGAAUCAAUAAUCUGACACAAAUCACUGGUGUUAACAUGUCUACAGUUUGCUUCCCAAAUGCUACUGGAUUCCAGUGCAGAUGUGAGGACCAGUAUCGUUGGUCAUGUGACCAGUGUGUCUCUUUUGGGAAUUGUGAUGACAUCACAUCUGACACGUGUGGAUGUAUCAAUGCCAUUCCUACAGAUGGACAGUACUGCCAGUCUGUUCUCCACCAAAACUUCACAGCAUGUCCAACAACAACAGCCUCUCCUACAACAGUUCCAACAGUACCACCAACUCUCUAUGAGUACAUGAUUGAAAUUGAACUGAACACCACAGACGUUACAGUGAUAGAUCAACUGAGAGCCAUUCUGAGAAAUGCUAUUUACCCUGUCAGAAUCAAUAAUCUGAAUCAAAUCACUGGUGUUAACAUGUCUACAGUUUGCUUCCCAAAUGGUACUGGAUUCCAGUGCAGAUGUGAGGACCAGUAUCGUUGGUCAUGUGACCAGUGUGUCUCUUUUGGGAAUUGUGAUGACAUCACAUCUGACACGUGUGGAUGUAUCAAUGCCAUUCCUCCAGAUGGACAGUACUGCCAGUCUGUUCUCCAACAAAACUUUACAGCAUGUCCAACAACAACAGCCUCUCCGACAACAGUUCCAACAGUACCACCAACUCUCUAUGAGUACAUGAUGGAAAUUGAAGUGAACACCACAGACGUUACAGUGAUAGAUCAACUGAGAGCCAUUCUGAGAAAUGCUAUUUACCCUGUCAGAAUCAAUAAUCUGACACAAAUCACUGGUGUUAACAUGUCUACAGUUUGCUUCCCAAAUGGUACUGGAUUCCAGUGCAGAUGUGAGGACCAGUAUCGUUGGUCAUGUGACCAGUGUGUCUCUUUUGGGAAUUGUGAUGACAUCACAUCUGACACGUGUGGAUGUAUCAAUGCCAUUCCUCCAGAUGGACAGUACUGCCAGUCUGUUCUCCACCAAAACUUUACAGCAUGUCCAACAACAACAGCCUCUCCGACAACAGUUCCAACAGUACCACCAACUCUCUAUGAGUACAUGAUUGAAAUUGAACUGAACACCACAGACGUUACAGUGAUAGAUCAACUGAGAGCCAUUCUGAGAAAUGCUAUUUACCCAGUCAGAAUCAAUAAUCUGAAUCAAAUCACUGGUGUUAACAUGUCUACAGUUUGCUUCCCAAAUGGUACUGGAUUCCAGUGCAGAUGUGAGGACCAGUAUCGUUGGUCAUGUGACCAGUGUGUCUCUUUUGGGAAUUGUGAUGACAUCACAUCUGACACGUGUGGAUGUAUCAAUGCCAUUCCUACAGAUGGACAGUACUGCCAGUCUGUUCACCACCAAAACUUCACAGCAUGUCCAACAACAACAGCCUCUCCUACAACAGUUCCAACAGUACCACCGACUCUCUAUGAGUACAUGAUUGAAAUUGAAGUGAACACCACAGACGUUACAGUGAUAGAUCAACUGAGAGCCAUUCUGAGAAAUGCUAUUUACCCUGUCAGAAUCAAUAAUCUGAAUCAAAUCACUGGUGUUAACAUGUCUACAGUUUGCUUCCCAAAUGGUACUGGAUUCCAGUGCAGAUGUGAGGACCAGUAUCGUUGGUCAUGUGACCAGUGUGUCUCUUUUGGGAAUUGUGAUGACAUCACAUCUGACACGUGUGGAUGUAUCAAUGCCAUUCCUCCAGAUGGACAGUACUGCCAGUCUGUUCUCCACCAAAACUUUACAGCAUGUCCAACAACAACAGCCUCUCCGACAACAGUUCCAACAGUACCACCAACUCUCUAUGAGUACAUGAUGGAAAUUGAAGUGAACACCACAGACGUUACAGUGAUAGAUCAACUGAGAGCCAUUCUGAGAAAUGCUAUUUACCCUGUCAGAAUCAAUAAUCUGAAUCAAAUCACUGGUGUUAACAUGUCUACAGUUUGCUUCCCAAAUGGUACUGGAUUCCAGUGCAGAUGUGAGGACCAGUAUCGUUGGUCAUGUGACCAGUGUGUCUCUUACGGGAAAUGUGAUGACAUCACAUCUGACACGUGUGGAUGUAUCAAUGCCAUUCCUACAGAUGGACAGUACUGCCAGUCUGUUCUCCACCAAAACUUCACAGCAUGUCCAACAACAACAGCCUCUCCUACAACAGUUCCAACAGUACCACCAACUCUCUAUGAGUACAUGAUUGAAAUUGAACUGAACACCACAGACGUUACAGUGAUAGAUCAACUGAGAGCCAUUCUGAGAAAUGCUAUUUACCCUGUCAGAAUCAAUAAUCUGAAUCAAAUCACUGGUGUUAACAUGUCUACAGUUUGCUUCCCAAAUGGUACUGGAUUCCAGUGCAGAUGUGAGGACCAGUAUCAUUGGUCAUGUGACCAGUGUGUCUCUUUUGGGAAUUGUGAUGACAUCACAUCUGACACGUGUGGAUGUAUCAAUGCCAUUCCUCCAGAUGGACAGUACUGCCAGUCUGUUCUCCACCAAAACUUUACAGCAUGUCCAACAACAACAGCCUCUCCUACAACAGUUCCAACAGUACCACCAACUCUCUAUGAGUACAUGAUUGAAAUUGAACUGAACACCACAGACGUUACAGUGAUAGAUCAACUGAGAGCCAUUCUGAGAAAUGCUAUUUACCCAGUCAGAAUCAAUAAUCUGAAUCAAAUCACUGGUGUUAACAUGUCUACAGUUUGCUUCCCAAAUGGUACUGGAUUCCAGUGCAGAUGUGAGGACCAGUAUCGUUGGUCAUGUGACCAGUGUGUCUCUUUUGGGAAUUGUGAUGACAUCACAUCUGACACGUGUGGAUGUAUCAAUGCCAUUCCUACAGAUGGACAUUACUGCCAGUCUGUUCUCCACCAAAACUUUACAGCAUGUCCAACAACAACAGCCUCUCCUACAACAGUUCCAACAGUACCACCAACUCUCUAUGAGUACAUGAUUGAAAUUGAACUGAACACCACAGACGUUACAGUGAUAGAUCAACUGAGAGCCAUUCUGAGAAAUGCUAUUUACCCUGUCAGAAUCAAUAAUCUGAAUCAAAUCACUGGUGUUAACAUGUCUACAGUUUGCUUCCCAAAUGGUACUGGAUUCCAGUGCAGAUGUGAGGACCAGUAUCGUUGGUCAUGUGACCAGUGUGUCUCUUUUGGGAAUUGUGAUGACAUCACAUCUGACACGUGUGGAUGUAUCAAUGCCAUUCCUCCAGAUGGACAGUACUGCCAGUCUGUUCUCCAACAAAACUUUACAGCAUGUCCAACAACAACAGCCUCUCCGACAACAGUUCCAACAGUACCACCAACUCUCUAUGAGUACAUGAUUGAAAUUGAACUGAACACCACAGACGUUACAGUGAUAGAUCAACUGAGAGCCAUUCUGAGAAAUGCUAUUUAUCCUGUCAGAAUCAAUAAUCUGAAUCAAAUCACUGGUGUUAACAUGUCUACAGUUUGCUUCCCAAAUGGUACUGGAUUCCAGUGCAGAUGUGAGGACCAGUAUCGUUGGUCAUGUGACCAGUGUGUCUCUUACGGGAAAUGUGAUGACAUCACAUCUGGCACGUGUGGAUGUAUCAAUGCCAUUCCUACAGAUGGACAGUACUGCCAGUCUGUUCUCCACCAAAACUUUACAGCAUGUCCAACAACAACAGCCUCUCCUACAACAGUUCCAACAGUACCACCAACUCUCUAUGAGUACAUGAUUGAAAUUGAACUGAACACCACAGACGUUACAGUGAUAGAUCAACUGAGAGCCAUUCUGAGAAAUGCUAUUUACCCUGUCAGAAUCAAUAAUCUGAAUCAAAUCACUGGUGUUAACAUGUCUACAGUUUGCUUCCCAAAUGGUACUGGAUUCCAGUGCAGAUGUGAGGACCAGUAUCGUUGGUCAUGUGACCAGUGUGUCUCUUACGGGAAAUGUGAUGACAUCACAUCUGACACGUGUGGAUGUAUCAAUGCCAUUCCUACAGAUGGACAGUACUGCCAGUCUGUUCUCCACCAAAACUUCACAGCAUGUCCAACAACAACAGCCUCUCCUACAACAGUUCCAACAGUACCACCAACUCUCUAUGAGUACAUGAUUGAAAUUGAACUGAACACCACAGACGUUACAGUGAUAGAUCAACUGAGAGCCAUUCUGAGAAAUGCUAUUUACCCUGUCAGAAUCAAUAAUCUGACACAAAUCACUGGUGUUAACAUGUCUACAGUUUGCUUCCCAAAUGCUACUGGAUUCCAGUGCAGAUGUGAGGACCAGUAUCGUUGGUCAUGUGACCAGUGUGUCUCUUUUGGGAAUUGUGAUGACAUCACAUCUGACACGUGUGGAUGUAUCAAUGCCAUUCCUCCAGAUGGACAGUACUGCCAGUCUGUUCUCCACCAAAACUUUACAGCAUGUCCAACAACAACAGCCUCUCCGACAACAGUUCCAACAGUACCACCAACUCUCUAUGAGUACAUGAUUGAAAUUGAACUGAACACCACAGACGUUACAGUGAUAGAUCAACUGAGAGCCAUUCUGAGAAAUGCUAUUUACCCUGUCAGAAUCAAUAAUCUGAAUCAAAUCACUGGUGUUAACAUGUCUACAGUUUGCUUCCCAAAUGGUACUGGAUUCCAGUGCAGAUGUGAGGACCAGUAUCGUUGGUCAUGUGACCAGUGUGUCUCUUACGGGAAAUGUGAUGACAUCACAUCUGACACGUGUGGAUGUAUCAAUGCCAUUCCUACAGAUGGACAGUACUGCCAGUCUGUUCUCCACCAAAACUUCACAGCAUGUCCAACAACAACAGCCUCUCCUACAACAGUUCCAACAGUACCACCAACUCUCUAUGAGUACAUGAUUGAAAUUGAACUGAACACCACAGACGUUACAGUGAUAGAUCAACUGAGAGCCAUUCUGAGAAAUGCUAUUUACCCUGUCAGAAUCAAUAAUCUGACACAAAUCACUGGUGUUAACAUGUCUACAGUUUGCUUCCCAAAUGCUACUGGAUUCCAGUGCAGAUGUGAGGACCAGUAUCGUUGGUCAUGUGACCAGUGUGUCUCUUUUGGGAAUUGUGAUGACAUCACAUCUGACACGUGUGGAUGUAUCAAUGCCAUUCCUCCAGAUGGACAGUACUGCCAGUCUGUUCUCCACCAAAACUUUACAGCAUGUCCAACAACAACAGCCUCUCCGACAACAGUUCCAACAGUACCACCAACUCUCUAUGAGUACAUGAUUGAAAUUGAACUGAACACCACAGACGUUACAGUGAUAGAUCAACUGAGAGCCAUUCUGAGAAAUGCUAUUUACCCUGUCAGAAUCAAUAAUCUGAAUCAAAUCACUGGUGUUAACAUGUCUACAGUUUGCUUCCCAAAUGGUACUGGAUUCCAGUGCAGAUGUGAGGACCAGUAUCGUUGGUCAUGUGACCAGUGUGUCUCUUACGGGAAAUGUGAUGACAUCACAUCUGACACGUGUGGAUGUAUCAAUGCCAUUCCUACAGAUGGACAGUACUGCCAGUCUGUUCUCCACCAAAACUUCACAGCAUGUCCAACAACAACAGCCUCUCCUACAACAGUUCCAACAGUACCACCAACUCUCUAUGAGUACAUGAUUGAAAUUGAACUGAACACCACAGACGUUACAGUGAUAGAUCAACUGAGAGCCAUUCUGAGAAAUGCUAUUUACCCUGUCAGAAUCAAUAAUCUGACACAAAUCACUGGUGUUAACAUGUCUACAGUUUGCUUCCCAAAUGCUACUGGAUUCCAGUGCAGAUGUGAGGACCAGUAUCGUUGGUCAUGUGACCAGUGUGUCUCUUUUGGGAAUUGUGAUGACAUCACAUCUGACACGUGUGGAUGUAUCAAUGCCAUUCCUCCAGAUGGACAGUACUGCCAGUCUGUUCUCCACCAAAACUUUACAGCAUGUCCAACAACAACAGCCUCUCCGACAACAGUUCCAACAGUACCACCAACUCUCUAUGAGUACAUGAUUGAAAUUGAACUGAACACCACAGACGUUACAGUGAUAGAUCAACUGAGAGCCAUUCUGAGAAAUGCUAUUUACCCUGUCAGAAUCAAUAAUCUGAAUCAAAUCACUGGUGUUAACAUGUCUACAGUUUGCUUCCCAAAUGGUACUGGAUUCCAGUGCAGAUGUGAGGACCAGUAUCGUUGGUCAUGUGACCAGUGUGUCUCUUACGGGAAAUGUGAUGACAUCACAUCUGACACGUGUGGAUGUAUCAAUGCCAUUCCUACAGAUGGACAGUACUGCCAGUCUGUUCUCCACCAAAACUUCACAGCAUGUCCAACAACAACAGCCUCUCCUACAACAGUUCCAACAGUACCACCAACUCUCUAUGAGUACAUGAUGGAAAUUGAAGUGAACACCACAGACGUUACAGUGAUAGAUCAACUGAGAGCCAUUCUGAGAAAUGCUAUUUACCCUGUCAGAAUCAAUAAUCUGACACAAAUCACUGGUGUUAACAUGUCUACAGUUUGCUUCCCAAAUGGUACUGGAUUCCAGUGCAGAUGUGAGGACCAGUAUCGUUGGUCAUGUGACCAGUGUGUCUCUUAUGGGAAAUGUGAUGACAUCACAUCUGACACGUGUGGAUGUAUCAAUGCCAUUCCUCCAGAUGGACAGUACUGCCAGUCUGUUCUCCACCAAAACUUUACAGCAUGUCCAACAACAACAGCCUCUCCGACAACAGACUCUACAACACCUGAGGCCAGCACUACAGAACAAAUAACUACAGUUGAUAACACAACACAACUGACCACAGUUACCAACUCUACAACACCUGAGGCCAGCACUACAGAACAAAUAACCACAGUUGAUAACACAACACAACUGAUCACAGUUACCAACUCUACAACACCUGAAGCCAGUACUACAGAACAAAUAACCACAGUUGAUAACACAACACAACUGAUCACAGUUACCAACUCUACAACACCUGAGGCCAGCACUACAGAACAAAUAACCACAGUUGAUAACACAACACAACUGAUCACAGUUACCAACUCUACAACACCUGAGGCCAGCACUACAGAACAAAUAACCACAGUUGAUAACACAACACAACUGAUCACAUUUACCAACUCUACAACACCUGAGGCCAGCACUACAGAACAAAUAACUACAGUUGAUAACACAACACAACUGAUCACAGUUACCAACUCUACAACACCUGAGGCCAGCACUACAGAACAAAUAACUACAGUUGAUAACACAACACAACUGAUCACAGUUACCAACUCUACAACACCUGAGGCCAGCACUACAGAACAAAUAACUACAGUUGAUAACACAACACAACUGAUCACAGUUACCAACUCUACAACACCUGAGGCCAGCACUACAGAACAAAUAACCACUGUUGAUAACACAACACAACUGAUCACAGUUACCAACUCUACAACACCUGAGGCCAGCACUACAGAACAAAUAACCACAGUUGAUAACACAACACAACUGACCACAGUUACCAACUCUACAACACCUGAGGCCAGCACUACAGAACAAAUAACCACAAUUGAUAACACAACACAACUGACCACAGUUACCAACUCUACAACACCUGAGGCCAGCACUACAGAACAAAUAACCACAGUUGAUAACACAACACAACUGACCACAGUUACCAACUCUACAACACCUGAGGCCAGCACUACAGAACAAAUAACCACAGUUGAUAACACAACACAACUGAUCACAGUUACCAACUCUACAACAUCUACACCCACAACAGAACAAAUUACUACAGCUGACCCCACAACACAACUGACCACAGUUGAUAACACAACACAACUGACUACAGUUGAUAACACAACACAACUGAACCCAGUUACCAACUCUACAACACCUGAGGCCAGCACUACAGAACAAAUAACUACAGUUGAUAACACAACACAACUGACCACAGUUACCAACUCUACAACACCUGAGGCCAGCACUACAGAACAAAUAACCACAGUUGAUAACACAACACAACUGAUCACAUUUACCAACUCUACAACACCUGAGGCCAGCACUACAGAACAAAUAACUACAGUUGAUAACACAACACAACUGAUCACAGUUACCAACUCUACAACACCUGAGGCCAGCACUACAGAACAAAUAACCACUGUUGAUAACACAACACAACUGAUCACAGUUACCAACUCUACAACACCUGAGGCCAGCACUACAGAACAAAUAACCACAGUUGAUAACACAACACAACUGAUCACAGUUACCAACUCUACAACAUCUACACCCACAACAGAACAAAUUACUACAGCUGACCCCACAACACAACUGACCACAGUUGAUAACACAACACAACUGACUACAGUUGAUAACACAACACAACUGAACCCAGUUACCAACUCUACAACACCUGAGGCCAGCACUACAGAACAAAUAACUACAGUUGAUAACACAACACAACUGACCACAGUUACCAACUCUACGACACCUGAGGCCAGCACUACAGAACAAAUGACCAAAGUUACCAACUCUACAACAACUCCACCCACAACAGGACAAAGUACUACAGCUGACCCCACAACACAACUGACCACAAUUACCAACUUUACUACACCUGCAGCUACAACAAAUCAGACCACUACAGUUGACCCCACAACACAACCGACCACAGACACGAGAACUACAGUAACUACUGAACCACCACCAGCAACUACAAAAACGACACCACCAACAACAAUACCACCAACAACACCACCAACAACAGUACCACCACCAACAACAAUACCACCACCAACACCACCAACACCACCAACAACAACACCACCAACACCACCAACAACAACACCACCAUCAACUACAAAACCAGCUGAUAUUCUGUUGCUGGCGAUGUCCUUCAAAAUGAAUGAAGAGUUCACCAACGACCUAAAUGAUAAAAAUAGUGUCAAAUACAAAAAGUACAGAGACGAUAUUGAACCAGUUAUCCAGGCCCAGUAUAGGAAGAACAUGCCAGGGUUUAUUUCAGCAGCAUUGACAAGUUUCAGCCGUGGAAGUGUUAUAGCCAACUUUGAUGUUAAGACCACAGCUGCAGACCCCACUGCAAUUAACAAAGCUAAUGCUGGACUUGCAACAUCACUUCCAGCUGUUUAUCAAGUUGACAUUAGCUCUUUCAAUAUCAUUUAUAGCAGUAGCACAGUAUUACGUUAUAAACCAACUACCAUUUACACUGAUGGCACCAUGACUCUGGAGUGUGGACCACCUCCUGAUACUGUAAAGAUGGGAACCAUUAAAAGCGUUGAGUGGAAACGAAAGGGAAGAGUUUUAACAUCGACUGGAAGGUUCACCAUCAAUACAGAUGAUUUUGCAUCAAAAAAGACAACACUUGGUAUCAAAAAUGUAAUUGCUGAUGAUAAAGGGGAAUAUGAAUGCACUCUGAAGAGUGACGAAAUCUAUUUCUACCAAAUGGGUCAAAUUGACAUCAAAGAUGCUCCCAUUAUUCAAACGAAGACAGAAAUCAAUACCAAAUGUGUGCCGGGGAAUAAUCAGCCAUUGGAGUGUUGUGUGCAGACUCCCUAUAAACUAAUGUGGAAAGAAGGCAAUGUAGUAUUGCUCACAAAUGAGACUUCUGACAAUUGCAUUCAAUAUAAAUAUCAAAUUCAAAACUGUGAUGUAUCAUCCAAAGUUGUCAAAUUAACAUGCCAAGUGAAAGACCCAACAGGAUAUGAAAAGACUACAAAAUUGACUAUUUUCGUAGGAGUUGAAAUUUGCAACAAUCUGGAAUAUGGUAGUGGCCAAGAGAAAGACACAUCAGUGGCACCAUGUAAGAAAGGUGAGGAUGGAAUAAAGACAGCGAUUUGUAAAAGUGGACUUUGGAUACCUCAGACUGACACUUGUGUCUUGACUGCAAUCAAUGAGCUACUGACCUCAUCUCAGGACUUGAAAGAGGCAACAGUUGAAGAAUUUUUAACAAAACUGAAUAAUACCGCUGUUGAUCUAAAAGAGAAAAUCGUCAGUUCAAGUGCAACUAUUUCGACCAUUGUUGAUAUUCUGAGAAUUGUUGCAAGCGUUUCAAAGAAUAUCAGCCAGUCUGAGAUAAAGAACAUUCUAGAAACAGUGAAUGUCCUAGUUUCUGAUGAAGCAAAAGAAUCCUGGGUCUUUCUCAAUGCCGACCAAAAUAAGAACACCAGCUCUAGUUUACUGGGCUCCAUGGAAUUUUUUGCAGGUUCUCUCCCAACGACGUCCUUUAAUGUGACAACAAAACUAAUUCAGUUAAACCAAGACACAUUUGACAACUCAUUCAGCACAAACUUAAAUUCAAGUGUGUUAAUAGAGAUUCCAGAGACUAAUUCCAAACACCUCACCAUCACCACUCUAACGUUCCACACCCUCAGAAAUGUGUUACCUGCCAGGAACGGCAGCAACCAAAGUGCCAAUGACAACACCAUCAAUGGUGUUGUAGUGAUGGUGAAGUUGAAUGGAACGACUAAAAAUGUCUCAUUGAGCUUCGACAAGUUUAACAAGUCGCUCACAUUCAAUCCUCAGUGUGUUUUCUGGAACUUCAGCCUUUUUAACAGCCUUGGAGGAUGGGAUGACACAGGAUGUAAACUGAAGUCUAAUGAGAAGGGCAAGGUCACCUGUCACUGUAACCAUCUGACCUCCUUCUCCAUUUUGAUGUCAACUUCCAUUCCGAAAGAGAUUCAAGAUGCUUUGGAUAUAAUCACUUAUGUUGGAGUUGGCAUAUCGAUGGGUAGCUUAGUAAUUUGUCUCAUCAUUGAGGCUUGUGUAUGGAAGGCCAUGACCAGAAACAACACCUCUUACAUGCGCCAUGUCUCCAUUGUGAACAUCGCUGUGUCUCUCCUGAUUGCCGACAUUUGGUUCAUUAUUGGUGCAUCAAUAUCAAAAAAUACCCUUGAAAACCCAGGCGAAGACACCAGAACACCUAUACCGGCAUGUACUGCAGCUACGUUUUUCAUUCACUUUUUCUACCUUGCUCUGUUCUUUUGGAUGCUGAUCUCAGGCCUUCUCCUUUUCUACCGGACCAUCUUGGUUUUCUCCCAUAUGUCAAAAUCAACUAUGCUGGCGAUUGGCUUCUCAGUAGGCUAUGGGGCACCUCUUAUCAUUGCUGUUGUUACUGUGGCAGCAACAGCUCCUAGUGGUGGAUACAUCAAGGAAAACCAGGCAUGUUGGCUCAACUGGGACAAGACAAUGGCUCUCCUUGCUUUUGUGAUCCCUGCCCUGACCAUAGUGGUCAUCAACUUUUUGAUCCUGAUUGUGGUUCUGUACAAAAUGCUGAGGAGAGGGGUGGGGGAUGCUACCCAGCCAGAUGAGAGAAAUGCUGUUGUGGUCAUUGCCAGGUGUCUGGCCAUUCUGACUCCAUUCUUUGGCCUUACCUGGGGACUGGGAGUAGGAACCAUGAUUGAUCCAACAAAUAAGGGAAUCCAUGUUGUAUUUGCCCUCUUCAAUUCACUACAGGGUUUCUUUGUUUUGGUGUUUGGAACACUUUUAGACGGCAAGAUCCGGUCAGCUAUAGUAGGAACGUUCUCUUCCAUCCUCCCAGGCUCUGACCGUACGAGGAGUACCAGUGGUGGCGCGGCAACAUCAUCAACCAGUGCAUUAAACUUCAUCCGAAGAAGGAUAAGGAGGAAUGUCUACAAUGUUUCGGAAGUUGCAAAUUCUUCCAACAGCACUGGUGCUACAGAGUCUUUCAUCAACACCUAAAAGUACCCAAUGGUCAUACUUGAGUUAAAGUAUAGAUACCUUACUAUGAAGUUACUCAGGUAAAAGUCACUCAGUGAAAAACUACUUGAGUAAAUUGAUUUGUUUUUAAAUAUACUUAAGUAUCAAAAGUAAAUGUAAUUGAUAAAAAUAUACGUAAGUAUCAAAAGUAAAAGUAUAAAUAAUUUAAAAUUCUUUCUUUUAAGCAAAGCAGAUGGCACCAUUUUAUUGUUUUUAAAAUGUAUGUUUAGCCAAGAAUUAUAGCCUUUGACCUGGACCUGCCAUAAAACAUGGCUUGGUCCAACACACAAUGAAUCUAUUGAUGUGAAGAUUUGUGGACUUUUCUGGAAUAAUGUUGUGAGUUCUACAGUGCCUUGCAAAAUGAUUCAUCCUCAUUUCCUAUUUUGUUGCAUUAAAACCUGUAAUUUAAAUAGAUUUUUAUUUGGAUUUCAUGCAAUGGACAUACAAAAUAAUCAAAAUUGGUGAAAUGAAAUUUAAAAAAUAACUUGUUUAAAAAAAUUAAAAAUAUUAUAACACGGAAAAGUGGUGUGUGCAUAUGUAUUCACCCCCUUUGCUGUGAAGUCCCCAAAUAAGAUCUUGUGCAACCAAUUACCUUCAUAACUCACAUAAUUUGUUAAAUGAAGUCCACCUGUGUGCAAUCUAAGUGUCACAUGAUCUGUCACAUGACCUCAGUAUAUAUACACCUGUUCUGAAUGGUCCCAAAGUCUGCAACACCACUAAGCAAGGGGCACCACCAAGCAAGCGGAACCAUGAAGACCAAGGAGCUCUCCAAACAGGUCAGGGACAAAGUUGUGGAGAAGUACAAAUCAUGGUUGGGUUAUACAAAAUAU